AUGCUGUCCUUGAUACGCCAUCUUCUCAGCCGCCCUAUUGAAGACAGCAGUAGGUUUCGUGUGCACGACGACCUUCUGGGCUUUAUAUCCUCUUUUAUUUUGCACGAUACACCUCUGAAUACCAAGGACGGGCAACUUGAAGACGAUGAGAGCUCAGAAGAUUUUCAGGAAAGGGUGGAAGAAGCAGUUCAAGACAUGAAAACAUGGGAUUGGGGCUCAACGAAGGAGAUAUAUGUGACCAUUGCUGAACGUGUUGUCCGCGACUGUCGGACUAUUUCGCAGCUAUCUAGUUGUGGAGGAGAGCAAAAUCCUGCGCCUCCAUCGCAACCUCGAGGAGGGGGCGAACAGUAG
This is a messenger RNA of Penicillium coprophilum, 351 nucleotides long. RefSeq lists its product as uncharacterized. Bases 1 to 351 code for a protein of 116 amino acids. The transcript has a single exon. The record is from RefSeq and is a predicted model, not a curated record. NCBI's taxonomy places the organism in Eukaryota, Fungi, Ascomycota, Eurotiomycetes, Eurotiales, Aspergillaceae.